Molecule: messenger RNA, 2030 nt
Organism: Bipolaris sorokiniana ND90Pr
Lineage: Eukaryota; Fungi; Ascomycota; Dothideomycetes; Pleosporales; Pleosporaceae
Exons: 12
Coding region: 354-1781 (475 amino acids)
Biological process (GO): pantothenate import across plasma membrane
Cellular component (GO): plasma membrane
Molecular function (GO): pantothenate transmembrane transporter activity
Source: RefSeq, a predicted model, not a curated record
UCUUUUAGACUCCACUGUAACAGUCGUGCUUUCCAACUGCACAACACACAAAUAUACUAUCUUCAUACUCUCAUCAUGAUCGUCGUCGAGUGACCGGGCCGGUGCAAAACGUAAACAUCGUCGGAUAAUAAAGCCAUAACCCAGGAUGCGGUCUAGUCCUUAGACGGCCAAUAUUCGGGCCCACUAUCAUCAAGCCAAGCGGAAAAUUUUGCGCACGCCUUCCUGGUCCGAGGUAAGGCCUGGCCACCUGCAUCGCUUAUCAGAUGCAAUAAAGGUUGGUACUGUACCUGUACAUCUGAUAAUCAUCCGCUUUAUCAGAUCCACUGCGAUCAUCUGGUACGACGUAGCUAAACAUGGGUGUCCUAGGGUCUUCCAAGUCAAGUAAUGGUGAUGCUAGCAAAGCCAUGGAAAAGAAGCUUAUCAUAAAGCUUGGUAUCUUUAUCAUGGUCUAUUGCUGCGCGUGCUACUUCUUCAACUACCUCGAUCGUCAGGCAUUUGCAAAUGCAUACGUCGCUGGUCUACGGGAAGACCUUAGCCUUAAGAAAAACGAGUACAGCAUUUUGCUGUCCAUGUAUACCAGCGGUCUAGUCGUUGGCGCGAUUCCACACAGUCUCAUCAUCCAGAAAAUUCGUCCUAGCAUAUGGCUUCCGCUCACCUUGAUACUCUGGUCCGGUCUUACCAUGUGUUCUGCAGCAUGCAAGAACUAUCCACAACUGUGUGCAGUCCGUUUUUUCCAGGGAUUGAUGGAAGCCAGCCUUUACAGCGGCACCAUGUACGUCAUGGGAUCAUGGUACAAACCAUCCGAGAUUGCGAAACGAGUAGCCAUUUUUACUGCGAUAGGACAAGCGGGAAGUAUGUUUGCAGGCCUCAUGAUGACGGCCAUGCACAAGACCAUGAAUGGUACUGCAGGCUUGAAAGGCUGGCAAUGGGUUUUUAUAAUUGAUGGCCUCAUGGGAAUCCCAUUCGGACUAUUUGGCUUUUUCACAUUUCCUGAUCUUCCAGCAACGGCCAAAGUAUUCUAUCUCAGUGAAGAGGAAAAGCAAUUUGCGGCAUCUCGUCUACCACCCAAGAAAGCCAACACACACAGCAUCAACCCGAAGAGCCUUAUGAAGCGCGUUCUCGGAACGCCUCACAUAUACAUCUUGACAUGGUUCGCCGUCACUUCCGGCAUGCUCGAAGCUUUCGCCUUCCAGGGCAUGUUUCUUCUCUGGCUCAAGUACCAUGCCAAACGUUUCUCGCAGACAGCUAUCAACACCUACCCCCUGGGCACCCAAGCUGUAGCCAUUGUCUCCCAAGUCACCGCCGGCUUCAUCAUUGACCGCACCGGCCAACGCCUUCCCAUGGUCAUAGCCGGAGCCCUCUUGCAACUCGUCACCGCCGCUUUGCUCCUCGUGCGUAACCUCUCCGAUGCAGGCAUCUUCACUGCGUUCUACCUCAGCGGCACCAGCUUCGUCGUCAACCCCAUCAUGUUCAGCUGGGCAAAUGAAAUUUGCUCGCGGAGCGGCGACGAUGCUGCGAGGAGCGUGGUGCUGUAUGUCAUGAGCAUGGGAGGUCAGCUGCUAUACACUUGGUGGGGUAUUGUCUUGUAUCCUGCUACAGACGUCCCGUACUGGAAGAAAGGCAGUAUCACGAUGAUUGUGGUGUGCGGUGUGUUUAUAGGAACUGCUUUCAUCGUUAGAUGGCUUGACAGGAACACUGCUGUGGUUACCGACGAUGAGACAGUCGCAUCUAGUGAUGGUGCGUCAGCAACUGCAAUUGGAGAGACGCCGAAAUCUGGCUAAGUCGCAAUGCUUUUAUUUGAGUCGGAGAAUGGGAACCUGCAAAUGAUGUAUACAUGAUCUGCACGCAUCUUAUGAUAAUAUAUGUUAUGGUAUCGCUCUAAUGGUUUAUAUCUGUUCUACUUGAGUGUAUCAGAUUGUUGUUUUGCGAAAAGAAAAUUGCAGCUGUGUUGUGAUAUACCAUUUUGUUGUUUUCUACUUUGUAAUUCCCUCGUGGACCUGCUACUUGACAAAGAUACAAGCCAAAGGGUG